Messenger RNA from Camellia sinensis, 1019 nucleotides. RefSeq names its product DCL-like protein. Gene Ontology annotation, biological process: chloroplast organization; chloroplast rRNA processing. NCBI's taxonomy places the organism in Eukaryota, Viridiplantae, Streptophyta, Magnoliopsida, Ericales, Theaceae. Gene Ontology annotation, cellular component: chloroplast. The record is from RefSeq and is a predicted model, not a curated record.
AUUUACCCUUUACAAUUAUCUAAUCAUCGAAGAGCUCCUAGGCAAAGCAAGACAAAAAAUCACACAAACACAAAUGGCAGCUCCGCUGCUUCUCAGAGGGUUUCCGCUUCUCCGUCUCCGAUUCCACCAGCACCACCGGUUCGCCUCCGGUAUAUUGACGAUUCGACUCUGCUCCGCCACCGCCGAGUCGACUAGCCCCGACGAUGACGUUUCCUGCUCGGGCCAAAGCACCAGAGCCUUGAGCACCAAAGAUUCUCCGAAAUACCCUAGGUGGGACGAUCCUGACUUCCGAAAGUGGAAAGACAAAGAAGAUGAGAUCAUGAGAGACAUCGAACCCAUCACUUUCCUCACCAAAGAAAUUCUACACUCCGACAGGUAUAUGGAUGGUGAACGUCUCACAGCUGAAGAUGAGAAAUCAGUGGUAGAAAAGCUUCUUGCUUAUCAUCCGCAUUCUGAAGAUAAAAUUGGAUGCGGGCUGGAUUCCAUUAUGGUUGAUCGGCAUCCUCAGUUUAGACGCUCAAGGUGCCUGUUUGUUGUAAGAACCGAUGGUGGAUGGAUAGACUUCUCCUACCAAAAGUGUCUUCGAGCAUACAUUCAGCAUAAGUACCCAUCUCACGCGGACAGAUUCAUCAAAGAACAUUUUAAACGUUGAAGUGGUUGAUGCGUCUCUUUUCCGAUAGUCCUAAUCUAGAUACUGAAUUUUCGUGUCAUCAAGGCUGUCCUGAUGGAUCUUUAUCAUAUGGUAUUAUGGGUUCUGAGGCAAGUUUCUUCACUACCUUGAAUUUUUUGCUUGUAUUCUGAGAACCUGGCCAUAGGUUAAGAGUGACCCACACACACCCUUUACAUUACCAGUUUGUCAAUGUGGUAGAUAGUAGAGAUGACCUACUCUUCCAUGUUUUAUUUAUUCAUAGGGACAAAGAAUAUGAUUGAAGUGUAACAUUGACUUGCAUUUCUCUCUGCUGGCUUUUCUCUUAUUGCUGAUUUGAUAGGUAUAAAUACUUAAAUUGAAUUUUCUUUUC